This is a messenger RNA of Arachis duranensis, 2130 nucleotides long. RefSeq lists its product as uncharacterized. The record is from RefSeq and is a predicted model, not a curated record. The coding region runs from base 922 to 1329 and encodes 135 amino acids. The transcript has 4 exons. Lineage: Eukaryota; Viridiplantae; Streptophyta; Magnoliopsida; Fabales; Fabaceae.
ACGCCAGAAUCUCCUCUAUUGCCGCUGCUCGUCUGAAGCACUUCUUGGCAACACCGUUUAGCGCCAUGGCAUCUCCUCCAUUGCAGCUGUGCCCUGACUUAUCUCUCACUUCACCGGUCAAUUGCCGCGACCAUCGAAGAACAGCAAGGUUCUCUCGGUGCCGUCGCCGCUGCUCAAGACUCUGAGACACCUUCGCCAGAAAACGACGACGCUGCCGCCCUUAGUCGCUAUGGAGAUCCUUCCAUUCUUCUGCUACUUCAUGGUGUCCAUGACUACCUCAGUUUCUUACAAAGGUAGCUAGGAGACUGUGAAUGAAGAAACUGCCAGCUUCCCUGUUGCCUCGAUGAAUGCUACUCCGAUCUAUUGCUUGAUUGAAUGUCGCUGCUGCCGAAGGUGCCAGAUCAGCUUGAAGAUAAUUCACGCGCUACCAAGGAUUGAAGAACUGUGUUGAUGGUGGUUGGCUUGGGCCUCCUCUGCUCAGCUAACUUCCGAGAUGGUGGUUGCUCCCCUUCCCGGUAGGAACAACCGCUGCAUCAUCUACAAUAAGAACACCCUGGUGGUACCUUGUUGAUUCUACUUCGGUCUGUCUCUGCCAGCUCCUCUAAUUCCGGGCUCCGCAUGCCUCACAAGCCUUGGGUUCACCUUGUAUAUUCCAACUCCAGUCCGGUUCCAACUCCGCUGCCAAGCACCGCUUGGCUACCAGAUGGGCGAGGGUGAUCCCUUCUCUAGGGAUCCAAGUAAAUCCACACUUCGGUAUGUCUGCCGGCUGCCGCCAAGCUAUGUAUGUCCUGAAGAAUUGGCUCCACCUCUCCAAUCCUGGCUUUUUGAUUUCAAAGUCUGUACCAAGUUUGAAGACGCAAUAAUUCUCUAUGCCGCCCAAGUGAAGAGUUUCAGUUGCUCCUUCUGCCGAAAUUUUCUGAUAUGCAGCAUCCACGUUUGCUUUCAUCCAAGCCUCCAGGUGUAAUACUUGAUUGUUACUCCUUCACUUCUGCUUCUCUCUGCCGGUCUCUGUUCUGUUCUGCUUCUCCUCUUUCCGCCUAUCUGUGCAAGAUUCUGAAAAGACAAAGACGACGGACACUCGAGGAAGAAGCUGCGCGCCUGCGAUUGGUGAGUCUGAGAGCAAACAGAGGUUGGAGACUUGGAGAACGCCAACAGGACGAAGAGAGAAGCCCGAGUGCGACGGACGGCGGCAAUGGCUCACUCCUUGCGACAGCGGUGGUGGAGGCUAGGGAUGCGGGCAGCUCAUAUUUGUUGAUUUCUGAUAUCUCAAAUCUGAAGGAAGGGGCUGGGGAGCGGGGACACAAGGCUGCCAUCUUUCUUCCCAAUUGACAGUUCCGGUUCGACCGGCCGGUUCCUAGCCAGUUCAACAAUUGACAUCUGGUUUUCAAUAGAACGGUUUCAGGUGAUGAACCAAACCAUUGAUGCCAACGGUUUAUGAUUGGACCAGUCUAACCGGGCGGUCCGGUUUAGUUUUCAGAACCAUGGUGUUAGGAGAAGAAGAGAAGAGAAGGGAGAGAAAGACACAAUAGCGUUGGAUUUAGUUUCAUUUCGUUUUCUUGUCCUGUGUUCUAGAUCCACUUUCUCUUUUUCAUCCAGAUCUCUUUCUUUCUUUCUUUGCUCUUCUGUUAUCGAACUCCGCCUAUGUUACACUUGCGGUACAUAGCCGGUCCCAAGCCCGGAUAAAGGAGGAGGGUUGUGUUAGGUCUUCGGCAACCAACGUAAAAAUAUAGCCGAACCCCCCAUGACAUGAAUCAAAGACAUUAUUGCGCUAAAGCUAGGUCGUUACCCGGAAGUAACGCGCCGUAUGGCUCGAGUACGGUGUCAAAGCAAGAGCCGCUGCAUCGGUGCCCGGAUGUAGUGUUAAAUGAGUAAGGGUUCUCGCGUUUUCGUGAACGGACGAGGGUAAAUAAGCUAGUUCACAAAGGAAAAGGUAAAGGUCGAAGCGACAAAAGGUUGAGAUUUGGGACAUGGAACAUAGGCACUCUAACAGGAAAGUCCAUGGAGGUGGUGGAUACCAUGACAAGGAGGAAGAUUAACAUUAUGUGCCUACAAGAAACGAAAUGGGUUGGUGCAAAGGCUAGGGAGUUGGAUUCUUCUGGUUUCAAACUUUGGUAUACAGGAAAGGUGAAG